AUGGGUAGUGAUGCUGCCAAUCUUGAUAGCACUUACGCAGGGAAGAUUCAUACGACCGCGGUACUAGGAAAUCACAUAGUUUUCAGGAUCUGCCCGGUUCAGCAGGUGCUCAAAGCACAGCCAUACGUGUACCAGCCUGAAUCGAGCUCAACUCUUAGCUCUGGGCUUUCAAGAUGCAUAUGGCUACCCCAGCUCGACGAGACCAAAGUCUUUCUGGAAAAUUUUAUUCGUGUUGCUCAUUACUUUCCACAUGUGACCCAUAUUCCCCAUCUUCCAUCUAUUCUUGAACGAGUCUAUGCGAAUUUGAGCCUACAACAGGAGGUACAGCCAGGACAUUUCAUACGGGUCCUACGUAUUAUCGCGGCGGCAACAUAUUCCUGGGCCCAAAGCGAUGGCGUCAAUGGUGCAUUUUCUUCCCUGUCAGACGCUAACGAACAAGUCUCGCUUUGGAUCACCGCGGCUGAAGAUGUUGUGGAGGCGACCUCUCGGAGACGUAAAAUCUCUAUUGAAGGGGUCCAAGGAAUGAUACUUAUAGGAUUUAUGGCCGCCCAUAUCGACGGGUUACAUAGAUACCGGGUCCUGUUCGCCAACACAUUGGUGCUCGCUCAAGACUUGGGGCUUCAUCGCAUUGACCAUCCACUUAACUCUGGAAAGGCGAACACAUCACAGGCAGAGAUUAAACGCAGGGUAUGGUGGUAUUUGUGUGCAUCUGAUUGGGCUAUGGCUGCACGAGUAGGCGGAGUCGGCGAGGGUGUUUAUUCAUGCCAUCCUCGCCAGAUGAUCACGAAAAAGCCACUCAACAUCAAUGACGAAGAGGUUUUGGAUGACAUGAGUCGUCAUGAGCGCCCCCUUUCGCUUCCAACCUCUAUGUCAUAUACAUUACAGAAAAUACGUCUAGCUGAAGUAUCUCGCAACAUUGCCGAUCGAAGUCCACUCAUGAUGGCAUAUACAGGAGGCCUAAGUCAUGAUGCGGUUAUGGACAUCGAUACUGAACUCCAGACUCUUAUCAACGAAGUUCCAGGUUUCUAUUCAAUGACACCUCCUAUGCUGAUGGAGACCUACGGUCUGACUCAGGCUCGAGCUGAGGAUAUCAAUGCGGACAUCGACAAUGUGGUACAGAAUAAACUAACCGAGCUCCUGGUUGGGGUCUUUUUGGCUUGUGCCGUUCUGCUCAUGGAUGCGUAUAUCAGCCCACUAUCUCCGCAACAACAUGAGCAGCGAGAAGAGAUCUUCAGGUCUUUCAAAAUCAUGGAAAUUGCGAAAAAGGGCUCAGAAACUACUUCCAAACUUGUUGACUCGCUGAUGCAUAUUCUUCGAAAACACCAAACGUCAGCUUCCGAUUUUGUUCCAAGCGAACGGCAAGAACCUCUUGCAUACAGUGGUGGCAAGAGUGAAAGAGACCAUCAAAUAUUUCCCUAUGAAGAGACAUCCUUUGACAAUAGUAUACCUCCUGGAUAUGGUAUCUAUGAUAAUCUCCGUUUCCCGGAAACUACUGAGGAUCCUUUCAACGUCAAUAACAGCCCAAACCCUGUCGCAAGGUCCGGAGAACAUCUUGACUUUAUCCCAGAAGAUAUUUCCUCAUACUGGACUGAUUUCACUCAUAAGUUUGAAGAAGGCGUUGAAAUCGACCCUAAAUCUUUUGAUUGGGGCAGUAUUUUCAUGGAAUUGGAUUCUUCGUUUAUUUAA
Messenger RNA from Clonostachys rhizophaga, 1686 nucleotides. Lineage: Eukaryota; Fungi; Ascomycota; Sordariomycetes; Hypocreales; Bionectriaceae. The record is from the annotation of a GenBank genome assembly.